AAUCGUUCUAGCAGUUAGCGUUCUACCUAUACGGAGCAAAAGGCAAAACAAGUGCACAUACUGUAAAUGUAGGCUAGCUGGUGCACGCACAUCCGCAGUCCCCUUGAAUACACUACACUGCAACGGCAUUGCUCAAAAGCUCAUAGCAUCAAUUACAGUUCUUCGUCCGUGCUUAUCGAACACUCUGUUCUAAUUACAGCAUGAAUGGCUAAUAAACUUGUUUUCGCAACGGUUGACUAGCUUAUGUUUUGGCAAUGGGAGAAGGGAGUACGAAAUAGUGCUACUCCACAAAUCACAAAUGCAUCCCUUCAGCUUUCAGGUUGCAGUACUGCGGAAUGGGAAGUAUUUCCUUGCCUGGGAGCCGUAGUGAAGAGUGAGGGGAGGGGCUCCACGGAAGAACUGGCAAUCAGAAACCAGCAAUCGCUUCGGUCUUCUUUUUGCGGUAUCUUCCACAUUCAACAAGAGGCAUUUCGCUGUUUCACGGGUCAGUCUGGGCUUCUUUUAAUGUGAAAUUUGCCUCGCCAUCCGUGGGAAGGCACUUAGGAGCAAGGGGGGAGAAGAGAGAACGGAGGGGAAAGAGCCCCUGCAGCGAAGCAUAAAAGUAGGCUUUUAUCACCCAACGCUACAGGCUGCAAAGUGAGCAAGAACGUUUUUCUUCCCCUCUAAGACUAAAUGGUUUAAUUCUUUUGGGGUGUCUUCAAAGAAAGAUCAAACAGCGGGUACAAUGACUGAGAGAGAAUCGGCGACAGACACCGGAACUGCAGAGUCAGUAUCUUCUGUGUAUUCGUCUCCUGCGAAAAGUGUGGGAGAUCCUGGAAUCACACCUCUUUCGCCCUCGCAUUCUUUGAAAGACCCAGACCAGAAUGUUGCAGCGGGCCCACUGUACAUGGUGGUGGUGGCCAUUGAUUUUGGGACCACCUCCAGUGGUUAUGCCUAUGCCUUCACAAAGGAGCCGGAGUGCGUCCACACCAUGAGGCGUUGGGAGGGUGGAGAUCCUGGAGUGUCCAAUCAGAAGACCCCCACUACCAUCCUGUUGACUCCAGAAGGGAAGUUCCACAGUUUUGGCUACGCGGCCCGGGACUUCUACCAUGACCUGGACCCUAGCGAGUCCAAGCACUGGCUGUAUCUUGAGAAGUUCAAGAUGACGCUACAUACAACCGCUAACCUGUCAGUAGAGACCGAGCUGCAGGCAGCCAAUGGAAAGAGAGUAAAAGCCCUGGACAUCUUUGCGUAUGCUCUGCAGUUUUUCAAGGAGCAGGCACUGAAGGAGCUCAGCGACCAAACGGGCUCCGAGUUUGACAACGCGGAUGUGAGAUGGGUGAUCACUGUGCCGGCCAUUUGGAAGCAGCCGGCAAAGCAGUUUAUGAGACAGGCAGCUUAUAAGUCUGGCCUGGUUACCCCUGACAACCCUGAGCAGCUAAUCAUAGCCCUGGAACCGGAAGCUGCUUCCAUCUACUGCAGGAAGCUCCGCCUCCACCAAAUGAUUGACUUGAGCUGCAAGACGGCUGUGAAUGGCUGCAGUCCAACAGAGAAUGUGGGAGCUGGGAUGACACAGGCUAAGGAGCAUGUCCGGCGCAAUCGGCAGAGCCGCACCUUUUUGGUGGAAAAUGUCAUAGGAGAGCUUUGGUCGGAGCUGGAAGAAGGCGAUCGCUAUGUAGUUGUGGACUGUGGAGGAGGCACAGUGGAUCUGACAGUUCACCAGAUCAGGAUGCCUGAAGGUCAUCUGAAGGAACUUUAUAAGGCUUCAGGGGGUCCUUAUGGCUCUAUUGGUAUAGACUACGAAUUUGAAAAGCUACUGUGCAAGAUCUUUGGGGCAGAUUUCAUAGAACAGUUUAAGAUCAAGCGACCGGCAGCCUGGGUGGAUCUAAUGAUUGCGUUCGAGUCUCGGAAGAGAGCAGCAGCACCAGACAGAACCAACCCCCUGAACAUCAACUUGCCCUUCUCCUUCAUUGACUACUACAAGAAGUACCGGGGUCACAGUGUGGAGCACGCGCUGCGCAAGAGCAAUGUGGACUUUGUGAAAUGGUCAUCUCAAGGAAUGUUGAGAAUGAACCCAGAUGCAAUGAACGCCCUUUUUAAGCCCACCAUUGACCACAUUAUACAACAUCUCAGUGAACUCUUCCAGAGAGCGGAAGUUUCCAACAUCAAAUUCUUGUUCCUUGUCGGUGGCUUUGCCGAGUCUCCCCUGCUGCAGCAGGCCGUUCAGAACAUGCUCCAGGGGCGCUGCCGCAUCAUCAUCCCGCACGACGUGGGGCUCACCAUCCUGAAGGGCGCCGUGCUGUUCGGCCUGGACCCCAGCGUCAUCAAGGUGCGCCGCUCUCCGCUCACGUACGGCGUGGGGGUCCUGAACCGCUUUGUGGAGGGCAAGCACCCCGCGGAGAAGCUGCUGCUGAAGGACGGCACGCGCUGGUGCACCGACGUCUUCGACACCUUCAUCUCCGCCGACCAGUCCGUGGCGCUGGGCGAAACGGUCAAGCGCAGCUACACGCCAGCCAAGCCCUCCCAGCUCGUCAUCAUCAUCAACAUCUACUGUGCCGAGCAAGACGAGGUCGUCUUCAUCACCGACCCCGGGGUGAGAAAGUGCGGCACCCUGCGCCUGGACCUCACCGGCACCGAGAGCCCGGCCGCGCGCCGUGAAAUCCAAACAAUUAUGCAGUUUGGGGACACUGAGAUCAGGGCCUUGGCCGUUGAUGUGGCCACCCAAAAGAGUGUCAAGGCCAACAUCGACUUUCUCAACAAUUAACAUCUGCCAACUCCGCAGCCUCCAGCUCGUUGCAAAGCUUGCAAGACUUGUAAGGUUCCAGCCAUUAUGGGGCGGCAGGGUGGGGUCACCCAUUAGAAAGCUAUAUUAUUUGUCAGUAGUCAAACGGUUAAGACAUUACACUCCCUUUAGACAUUGCAAUCCAAUAGGUUUAAUUGUACCUCGAGUUUUCACAACAGCCAUUUUAAAUUGAAGCAUUUACAUGGGAAUGUCUGAGACUCACUGUCCCCUACUCUUGGACCAAACUUUUGCUCAUACUUAAACACAUUCAAUUAUCCAACACUGUUAAUUAUGAGCCUUGAUGUUUUGUUAAAGGUCAUGCUGACACAAGCCCCCUGAAACACCUGUUUGGGAUAGUUGUAGGCUGCUAAAUGUGAUUUACUGUGUGCAGCACAUCAGAUUACGUGUUGGACUACUGCAUUGAUUACUGCACUGAUUGUGAGGAUGGGUUUGUUUGAUAGCCCUUUAUUUCAAUUCUCACAAUCCUCCUGUAAUAUUCUCAACAUCACUGGUAUGCAUAUUGUUCAGAAAACACACGCCUUCAUGAAUCCUAGAAUGUGAAAUGUUGUUUAAGACAAUACGAAAACUGAAAGCUAAUUAGAGAAUGCUGCUAGCUGUACUUGUUUUCAACAUAGCCAUAGCAAUAUGCUUGCAGUCUUUGUUUCUUUAUGCCUGCCACGUGAGGGAAAAAAAGACACUAUUUGCUAAGCAAUUACUGCCUUUUUAUUUGGAAUUCCAGAGCCUGUUGUAGUGACGACCUUGGAAUCUAUGAUUAAAAAAUACUUAUUUUUGUUUAUUAGUGUAUAUACAAUGUUUAAAAUAUUGUAAUAUUUUUUUAAUUAGUAUUUUAGCAGCUUUAGAAUUUGAUAGUGCGCUCGCUUCUGUGGAUACUGUUAUAUUAAUCUCACCAGCCUAGUAUGAACCUUGAAGCUGAAAUGUAUUGAUUGAUGAAAUGAAAGCAUGAGUGACAUGGGCAUUACUUUAAGAAUAUAUGUUUGGAGCUUGAAUACCUGUGCCCUUAAAUUUUUUACGGUCUUUUUUUCCAAAAAGAAAUCCUGCUGAACUUGAGGUUGAUUUUUAGGGAAUUACAUUUGUAAUUUACCACACCUUUUUCGCCUGGGAGUCCACACAUUUUGGGGGUAUUUAUGUUAAUCUCUUAUGCCAAAAUGAAUUCAGAGCUUGAUGUGGAAUAAAAUGAUUAUUGCAAUACAAGAGAUCAUUGUAAUAUAGGAUCUCACAGCUUUGUUCUUGAAAGAGAAAAUAACAUCAAGAAAAAAUGCAUCACCACUCACAGGACAACUGUCCAAGCAGAUUGAUAAAUGUCUUCUAAAUAUAAUGUAUAAUGAAUGUAACAUAAAAUGUUAAUAAUACAGCUUUGGUAGGUAAAACACAUUUUUUUCAUUCUUUUUUAUAGUUUGAACACAAACUGGUAUUUGCACUGGAUUACUUUUGAAGGUAUACAAAAGAUGAAAUCAUUAUUUUUUUUACUAAAUUGUUUAGUUUACCUAAAAAAAAUUUUUUUUUUUAAAGAUUGCGGUCAACUUAUCAUUUAUGAAUCAAUGGGUCCUUCAUUAGAUAUUAGACUUAUGUGGUAGUGUUUGGCACAGGUACCACAACUUGGCAACAGCAUUUGUCCAGUUGCGUUCAAAUGAACUCUGACAGGUCUUGUUAUACACAUUUUCAGGUACCAUGUGUGCACUUGUACUAAAUAAUGGAAAAGUAGAGAGAAGAGAAGAUUUUGUUUGCAGAUCUGGCUUGAAAAUUAAUGGUUACAGCCUCUGUGAUUUAUACAGCACCAACUAGAUUUACAGAUCAUGUGCUAAUUAGUGGUGCUGUUGCAAACCUGUGAACUUGAGGUACAUUUGGCUCUGAGACAAAACUGGACAUUCUCUUUGUAAGUUGUGAGAAAUAUAGUAACAAGCAGUAUUUAUAUUUACUCCAAUAAGAACUUUUAAAAAUGCAAACAUUUAAAUGAAUUUCUUGUCUUAAUUUGGACACUUAAAUGUGGUUCUGUUUCCAAAAACAUAGGAGUAAGUGCCAGUACAGUAUGUGCUGUCUUUAAACUUUCUUAUUUAUUUACACUUUUCUUUUCUUAUUUCUUUACAUAUGUUCCUCAUGGACCAUCUGCAACUGAUAAACUUCGUAUUGAUAAAAAAAUAUACACUCUUUACAAACUAAAAAACGAAGACUAUGCAGUGUAACAAAAUGUCAAAGUCAAGACCUUGUAUUGAUACAGAAAAUAACCUUUCAAUAAUUGAAAAAUAACCUAAUAUUACAUAUAGAGUAAAGAUUCCAUUUCUGAGAAUGUUGUCCUUACUCAUAGAUGCAAACAGCCUUGAGUCUUUUCAGAUUGGGAUUGCUGGCAGUUAUAGCCAUUAUCUACUUUGCCUAGUUUCUGUAUGCUUCGGGCCAGUCUAGGAUCAGGGUUUUCAGUCUUGACUUUUUCAUCUGUAGAAAUUCAGUUAUUGGCUCGCCUCUGGGGUGAAGCUAUAGUCACUGAGCCUGCAACUACUAGGUAUCGUAUCACAUACCUAAGGAAAAGCACCUUCACUUCUGGGUUUCCUGUUCCUAAGCAGCUCAGGUAGGCCCACGCCACAAUAGCGUUAUAGCAUGUUUGAAAGUAUAUGUAAACAACUAAAAUUGUUUGUCUUUUUAUCUCCAUAUGAUGUUACUAAGCAUUCAGUCUGUGAAGACAGCAGAUUACAGAGUGUUUUUUUUUUCCUUUUGGAAAUCAACUUUGAUGAGUUGACAGUCUGGAUUAGUUUGUGUGAUUAAUUAUCUACCCAUGUGUAACGACUAUUUGUAGGACUAAAAUAUAUCACAAAGGUGUACACUUUAGUUUCAUGAGAAUUAAAGUCUAAUGACUCCAAAGCAUCAGUUAUUAAUGCACCUCACAUCUUUAGUCACUUUGUCUAAAUUAUUUACUGUAUAAGUUGAUAUCAGAUUUUUCAAUUAAAACCCGUUAAAAUGUUACUGUACAUUUAGUAGAUGAAUACAAGUUUAAGCAUUGCAUAUUGCUUAUUUUUCCAUUGUUUUAAAAAGAGUAUAACCUUUUCUCCCCUCCCCCCCACAAAAUUGGUUUUUUUUUUACACAAUUUUAGAUGGUUCUUGGGCUUUAAGAUUGUUAUUCUUUAAAGAUUUAUUUUAAAUUCAGUGUGCAUAUGCUUUUAUAUACAUUUUACAAUUUAUUACAGUCUUUCCACUGGUACUUUUUGUGAAAUCUGAAUAUUUUGUUUUGUUCUGCUAAGUACAUUUUCUCAGUAUUUUUACAAUAGGUUGUGCAUAUGUCUAGUCAUAACAUUAUGGUUUUUAAGAAUAGUCUCUUCUUAAAAACUGCUUAGCUAUUAUUAAGAUCAAUUAACAAUUAAAAAUAACGAAAAUGUCUUUAGAAAUGAAGCUCUAGGCUUUGAAAGGAUUGUAAACAAAAUAAUUAGGAAGUCUUGAAUUUGCAGAAAUGUUUUUUAAUUGAGACACUGCAUUCUAUUACCUUCAGUUUUAUUGGAUUAAAACCUAAUUAAAACCUAAUGGGAUAUUGUUUGAAGAUGUCAAUACAGAAUGUUUUUUUAAUUUUUAUUCACUCAUACAAAUAAUAUAAAAAUCAUCUAUAAUUGUGUUUUGUCUAGAAAUUACCUUUUAAAAUAUCAUCAAUGGUUUACAAUGCUGUAGUUUUUAGUUCAGCAUUAGAACUCUCUAUAUAUAGUAAAUAUGUAAUUAAGAGGUGGACAUUAAUGCCAUAUUAAAAGAGCAGAGGUCCCUGAGUUAAUUUUUUUAAUUCUGUUCCAAAAUACACGAGCUACUGUACAUGUAAUGUAAUGAUGUAUGGAUUUUGAUAGCAAAGCAAAAUAAGUCUAUUGUAAUUAUUUUGAAAGUUAUAUCGUUAGAAUUUGAAAUGGAAAUGCUGCCUUACCUGUACCAUAAUUUUUUCAGGGACGACACUUUUGUUUACCAGAUAGUAAUGAAGCAAGAAAAUCAAACUAUAAAUGCAUCACACUUCCUUGCACGUUCAAUAUCUAAUUCCACUUUCUGUCUAGUUCAAAAUUAAUUUAGUCCGUGUGUGUGCCUCAAAAUGUCAUUUUACAUCAGAACCUGUCCCUUUUAAUGGCAGGAGAUUCUAGGGGUGUUGCAGAAUAUAAAUAUAUACAGUCUGUUUAAGGUAUUUAUGUUAUUCAUAGAACUGUUGGAUGGAAAAUGUAAGAGUACAGGAAGAAGGAUUUUUUUCCAAAGCUUUAAAAAGCAGUAACUGCCUCACAUUUCUCUUUUGCCUGACUUAUUGGGUGUUUCUCAUGCAUACAGUAAUUGCCAAAUGGUGAGGUUAUCUGGUGGAGAGCAUUUAAUAAAUGGUAAACCCCACAGAUGCUCCUGUGCUUUCUUGUAAGUAAAUCUAAGCAGUAUAUAGCAGCUUCUGUAUUGUGAUUAUCAGUAUACAGUAUAUAGCUGGAGGAUUCAGAAGGAAACAGAACAUCUCUUCCCAGUGUUUGUGUAGGCACUGAUCACUAUAAUUCAAAGCUUUUGUUCUUACCUCUGUGUAAUGGUUGAACCUCAAUUCAUAUUUCCUCAUUUAUCUAUUGUUUUUGUUUUUCGUUUCAUCAGGAUUAUGUAAUGCUGGAGCAUGAGGUGUGUGGCCUUCAUUCCCUUAGUAAUGUGAAGCAAAGAAAACUGUUUCAGCUCGUAAUUAUGCAAAAUACAUGAGAAUACUAUACAAGAGCUUUGUGACUUAGAGCAGUAAAAAAAAAAAUCAAGCUUGUCAACCAAGUCCCUGAAAUGAAAAACAAGUUUAUAAAAAGGAAUUCCUGUCAUAGGCUAAAACGAUGUUACACAUCCCUUUGCAAAUGUUACUUUGGAACACCAAAGUACAUAUAUCAUGAUGCAGUAGGCAAGUCAGUACUAAAGGGUUGUAGACCCCAGCCUCAGCCAGAAGCCGAGGAAAAGUGUGGUUUUAGUCCAAACUGCCACGCAUGAUAAUCAUGACAAUCAUUUAGAUUUUUUUAAUCACUAGAAGUGAGUGACAUACAGCGGUGUACUGUAAUUGUGUGUGAAAAGGGGACUCCAAUCUGCAUUCUAAAGCUGCUCUAUAGUCACUGGUUUUGCUGUUGGUACUAAAUGUUUUUUUUCUCUGUGCUGCCCUUUGUGAAAUGCUAUGCUGUGUCGAAAGGAAAAGGUUUACGCACUGAAUGGAGUUGUGGUGCAUAAUUUCCAUUUUCUUGUCCAGUGUGCCAUGUUUGUCUUUAAUGCAUUCAACGCCUUUUGUUAAAACACAUUUAAAAGGACCCAUACCACUAAUCUGCUAGAAAUAUGACACUGUAAUAUGGAAUAGUUAGACAUACUAUUACAAUGUACGAUAAUACAUAUAAGUUAGAUAUAAACCAUGACCAUGAUAACAGGAAAAUAAAUUAAAACUGGUCAAGUCAUUGAAUCCAAAGAAACCACAUAUUUAGCUUUGGGUACAGUUGCAUUGCUACGUAAUUAAAGUCAAAACGUGCUCAACGGCACAUUUCUUCAUUCCUGCUUCCUGAGUCGGAUAGUAUUCGAUUUUAUUCUAGUAUGCGACUAGUAAAAAAGCAUGCAAUUUCUUUCUUUUACCUAGGUGCAUUUCUACAGUAUCAUAUUCUUUAAUGUUUAGCAAUUCCUCGAGAUCUUCUUUUAAUUCGCUUCGCUCCUUUUGAAUUACAACCCCUGAGGAAUUUGACAGGAGAACUGUGACAAGUCAAUGAAAAUGGUGCGUGACAUCUCUAAAAAAAUGUAAGCAAUACAGAGAAAGUUGAUCAGUAUGUAGUGUCUUGUGUUAAUAAUAAAACGAUUAAAAAGGCUCUUUAAUUGGAGCUUUCGGAGUUAUAGACAGAAUAUGCUUUAGCCCUAGAAAAUGGUGCUUUUGCAUACAACAUGCAAGCUUUAAAAGGUGAACGCAUAUACGGAGCAGUAGAGGUUGAUAACGCUACAUAGUUUAAACUGCGAAGUGCUUUGCAGAUUAAGCCCGAUUUUGACACUAUACUUACUUGCCUGGAGUCUUCCAAAUGUAACAAUAAACGGAAAUACAAUCA
Messenger RNA from Lepisosteus oculatus (spotted gar), 8799 nucleotides. RefSeq names its product heat shock protein 12A (gene hspa12a). NCBI's taxonomy places the organism in Eukaryota, Metazoa, Chordata, Actinopteri, Semionotiformes, Lepisosteidae. The record is from RefSeq and is a predicted model, not a curated record.